AUGGCAGAUGACAAUCAGAAUGAGGUGAAGGACGAGGUGGUACCAGAUAUUGCCCCUUUUGAUCCUACUAAAAAGAAGAAAAAGAAGAAGGUUGUAAUUCAGGAUAUUACUGAUGAUUCUGUGGACAAGCUGGCUGAGAAAACAGAAAACCUGGCAGUUUCUGAUGGGCAGGAGAGUACAUUUUCUGGUUUGAAAAAGAAGAAGAAGAAGCCAGUUGAAACCAGUAUCUUGAAUGAAGACAGUGAAAAUGCAGUGGAAGAUUUAAAUGAGCGCUCUGGCGAGGAUGAGGAAGGAGAAGGAAUUGUUCUUGAGGCUCCAUCCUAUCCUUGGGAGGGGAGCGAUCGUGAUUACACAUAUGAGGAGCUUCUUGAUAGGGUGUUUAACAUUCUGCGUGAGAAUAACCCGGAGCUGGCUGGAGACAGGCGUAGGACGGUUAUGAGGCCUCCACAAGUACUUCGUGAGGGCACAAAGAAAACUGUUUUUGUGAAUUUCAUGGAUCUGUGCAAGACGAUGCAUAGGCAGCCAGAUCACGUCAUGGCUUUCUUGCUGGCUGAACUGGGGACAAGUGGAUCCCUUGAUGGACAACAGAGGUUGGUCGUCAAGGGAAGAUUUGCACCGAAGAAUUUUGAAGGAAUACUGCGGCGAUAUGUCAAUGAAUAUGUCAUUUGCCUUGGGUGCAAAAGUCCAGACACUAUACUUUCAAAGGAGAAUCGUCUCUUCUUUCUCAGAUGCGAGAAGUGUGGUUCUGGACGAACAGUUGCUCCAAUUAAAGCUGGUUUUGUGGCUCGCGUUGGACGAAGGAAUGCUGGGACAUGA
Messenger RNA from Prunus armeniaca (apricot), 816 nucleotides. The record is from the annotation of a GenBank genome assembly. NCBI's taxonomy places the organism in Eukaryota, Viridiplantae, Streptophyta, Magnoliopsida, Rosales, Rosaceae.